Helicoverpa zea (corn earworm) is the source of this 4107-nucleotide messenger RNA. It is a transcript of the gene Ptpmeg2, whose product is annotated as tyrosine-protein phosphatase non-receptor type 9-like. Gene Ontology annotation, biological process: protein dephosphorylation. The transcript is spliced from 16 exons. The record is from RefSeq and is a predicted model, not a curated record. Gene Ontology annotation, molecular function: protein tyrosine phosphatase activity. Lineage: Eukaryota; Metazoa; Arthropoda; Insecta; Lepidoptera; Noctuidae. Bases 266 to 2335 code for a protein of 689 amino acids.
CGUGCGAUCCUACGAUAGGCGCUGUUUUUAUUUCUGUUACGCGAGCUAUACACGUAAUAAUAAGUAGUCGAAUAGUGCCUUACUAACAAACGUGUUAUUGUGAAAAAUAUAAGCCGUUUAGUGCGAAAUACUACGAUUCUAAAUCCCGGCUUACUUAUCGACCCUGUCUGGAGCGAAGCCCUAAUAAAUUAUAGCGAUGAAAGUGUGACCGAAUGGUGAAAUCAAAGUAAUAUUUUAAAUCAUGAACCGUGCGUAAAAAAUCAUAAUGAGUCAAAGACAACACCGAUCGAAGAUGGAGGAGGCGGUCAUCCAGAGUUUCCUUAAAUUUCUACGGGCGACGAAGGCGUUUUUGGACGCGCUGAGCGAAUCGGGAGCGGCGUGCGUGUCGCGUGCCACUGCGAUCAAAUUCUUGCUCGCGCGCAAGUUCGAUGUGGCUCGCGCGCAUGCGCUGUGGCGGCAGCACGAAGCCACGCGGCGACGCGAGGGGCUCAACAAAUUCGAGCCCUUCGAAGAUCCGCUCAAAUCCGAAUUAGAGACAGGAAAAUUUACUAUAUUGCCAACGCGAGACGCGACCGGCGCCGCGAUCGCAGUUUUUACAGCAAACAAACAUUUUCCUACUCAAACAACACAUCAGAUCACAUUACAGGGCGUGGUGUAUCAAUUGGACGUUGCUUUACAAUCGGUGGAGACGCAACGCGCCGGCCUGGUCUUCAUAUACGACAUGACCGACUCCAAGUACACCAACUUCGACUAUGAACUGUCGCAGAAGAUUCUGACCAUGUUGAAGGGUGGCUACCCGGCAAAAUUAAAGAAGGUGCUGAUAGUGACCGCGCCUCUCUGGUUCAAGGCGCCAUUCCGGAUCCUGCGGCUAUUCGUCCGCGAGAAGCUGCGUGAACGCGUGCAUACAGUGAACGCGCCUCAGCUUGGCUUACACGUGCCGCGGUCCAGCUUGCCCAAGCAGUUGGGGGGGCAACACGAACCGGACCACGCUGCCUGGUUGGAGCACUGCAAGAACUGUUACACGAACAAUCUGCAGAACGCUAAACUAGACGCCGUCAUUGACGAAUAUGUAAUCAGUAAUCACAUACCGCCUAUCAAGCCGCAAAAUGGUAUAAUCGAGCACGAGGGCGAAUGUGACAUGACCAGUGACCGCGCGGCGCGACUGGGCGACAACAAGACAGACAUGCACAUCAGCGGCGACCCUCCUUACACCUGCGACCCCAGUCCGCUCAGACACACGCAUGGUUACAAUGGUGACAUGAAGAGCAGACAUAUUAAUUCCGGGGACGAAGAUGACAUAGACAUAAGCACUCGCGGCACAUGGUCGUCAGGCGAGGUGUCGCCGGGGCUGUCGGACGAGGAGGCGGGCGGCGGCGGCGCGGGCGAGUCGCCGGCCGCGCUGCUGGCGCGCGUGCGGGCGCUGGGCCGCCGCGGGCUCGCCGCCGAGUACGACGAGCUGCGCUCCAGGCCGCCGCAGGGCACCUUCCAUCAUGCCAAACUGCCGAGCAAUCUAGCCAAGAAUCGCUACACAGAUGUCCUAUGCUACGACCACUCGCGCGUGCUACUCUCGCAGACGGACCCUGACGAUACCACCACAGACUAUAUCAAUGCUAACUACGUUGACGGAUAUAAACAGAAGAAUGCUUAUAUUUGUACGCAAGGUCCUCUGCCGAAGACUUUCGGCGACUUCUGGCGCAUGGUAUGGGAGCAGGGUACCCUAGUGGUGGUGAUGACGACGCGGGCCGUGGAGCGCGGCCGCGUCAAGUGCGGGCAGUACUGGCCGCUCAGCGAGAACCAACACGCCGUGUACGGAGACUUCGCCGUCACCACGCAGGCCGUCGAACAUGAAGAUGAUUAUACUAUUACGCAUUUAUUGCUCAGUGAUCUGAGGCGAGAGCAGUCCCGGCGCAUCUGGCACGGGCAGUACACGCGCUGGCCGGACUACGGCGUGCCGGGCGGCGGCAGCGCGCAGCCCGUGCUGCGCUUCCUCACGCUCGUGCGCCGCGCGCAGCACCUCGCGCUACAGGACCUUGGAGACGCGUGGGCGGGACACAAUAGGGGACCCCCGAUAGUCGUCCAUUGCUCAGCCGGCAUCGGCAGGACAGGCACGUUCCUGACGCUGGACAUCUGCGCGUCGCGGCUGGCGGCGGAGGGCGCGCUGGACGUGCGCGGCACGGUGGAGAGGAUCAGAGCGCAGCGGGCGCACUCCAUACAGAUGCCCGACCAGUACGUCUUCUGCCAUCUCGCGCUGCUCGAGUACGCGGUUAUGCAUGGCUACCUAGACUCUGCGGACCUGACCGGGUUCGAUGAAGAUAAUGAGGAGGAAUCCGAAUGAAGACUGUCUCGUCCGUCCUGCGGCGUCCUGUGAGCCGCAGUGCAGUGAAUGUUAGCCAAGUGACUACUAACUAUACAGUGUUUAUAUUGCUGUCCCACCCACCCACGUGUCUCGGCCCGACCGACGUAACCUUGUAACGCCGCCACAACUGCACAAACGAGAUAUGUGUUCAUUAGUAUAGAAGCGGCGGAACACGACGGACGUCUGCAUGCUACGACGAGGUGCCGCAUCGGCUGUCAGCUCAUAGCUUAAGCUAAAUAUACAUUCAAUGAAGAAACGUUCCUCUACCAUGAAUAUGAACUCAAAUAAAUAUCAGAUAAUGGGAAGGAAGCCUCCUAACAAGUAUUUAUUUGCAUAUUAUAAAAAUCUUUGUAACCAAAAAUAUUUCCACGAUUAUUUAGGUUUUAAAUAUUUAUUUAUACAAUGUAAGGAGUUAUGGCUGUGUGAAGUUUUGUCUGUAACUUAUGUAGUUAUGUUUAUUUUGUAUUUCAAUAAAUUAUUAUUAUGUAAAUGCCAUGAAAUCAUAAUAUGUACUGUACAUGUGACCGCUGAAUUCAAAGUUUCGCACGAUUUUAUAUACGUUGAGGUGCUGGUAGGCUUAAAACGUUAAUUCAUGUUAAUCAUUUAUAUAUUUCAUUCGCGUAUUGUCGCAUAAUGAUAUGUAUUAUACAUUUUUAUAAUCGUCAACGCUCACGUCGAGCUAUUAUAUGAAUUGUAUGCACUGAGGCAUCUAGACGUCGUUACGAAUUAUUAUAAAUUUAUUAUAUUAUAAACUGUUUGUUCCAGGAUGUUCGAUUCGCGAAAUUUCCAAUAGCCAUGGACGUAAUUUUUUACAUGACUUUCUUCAUUAUUUUUAACUAAAAUCUAUAUGUUAUUACAAUGUUUUACAGUUAGCAUAUAGUAAAAAGAGAAUAUGAGCAUUGUAUGCCAUUAAUUAUUUAAGCAUGCACUGAUUUAGUUAGAUUGAAUUUACAAAUAUAAGUUGACAAUUAUUUUAACAGCUAUUGAAGAUUUUGCGAAUUGUUCGUUCUGCAACUAAACAUUAUAAAUUUGACAUAGACUGAGUAAUGUUAAUAUGUUCUAAAAGUUUACACGCGGCCCGUCGUACUAGCGUAAAUUUAUUAUAACCCUCUUGUUGAAAUCAAUCUUUAUUUUUAACAUGUUCUUUUGAAAUAUAAGUAUAAUAAAUAACAAUAAAUGUGAAGAAAGUAAAGGAGUAUAUUUUGGAGUGACAACAUAUUUAUUUUUCAUAGAAAGCAUAGCGACAUAUCUAAUGAAUGACAGAUCUAUAUAUUUAGAAUCGCCGUCCUGUUACGUAACGUACAUAUCGCAGUAGACGAGAGUUCUGUUUGUCCGCGCGGACAGUUUCCUUCCUGCAAUGUGAAUCUCUUGUACAGUCCCUCCGCGCCAUACACUGUUGCUCGAACUAUCCUUGUGUUAACUGUCGUGUACUCUGCCUCCCGGUGCUUCAGGCCCGCUUACUCUCCCGCGCACGACAUACUUGUAAACAAUACUAUUAUUUUAUUUGGCACUCGGUGUAAAUAUUUGUUAUGCAGUCCUGCGAGCGAUAGUACGUUGGUCUGACACUAAAUAAAUAACAAUGUAUCCAAACAAGUUUCUCUUAUAACAUUGUUUCAUAUUAAGUAAUUGUUAAUCUGAAACGUCUGUUGAUUCUUAUAUCUGUAAAUACUUUAUAAUUACUUUCUGUUCUAAAUUUAAAUUAAAACCCUUGUGAAAAUACGUGUGAAAUAAAAAAUCUUGUAAUAUAUUGA